CUGACCCCGUUUCUUUCUAUCAACCGUCGAAACACAUGCGCGAAUAUCUCUCUAUUACCCAUCACUUUCACAACAAAACCCUUUUCACUUUUUCUCACUCUUUUCAAUAAACCGUAACCGUCAUGGAACCAGAACAACAACCACCAACCCUCACGGCGUUGCACGACGGAAGCGGCGACGAAGGUUUAGCCGCAUUAGGCGAAGGCGGCGAAGGAAGUAGCGGCAGCAAAGUGAAAGGUCCUUGGUCUCCUGAAGAAGACGCCAUUCUCAGUCGUCUUGUUAGUCAGUUCGGUGCUAGAAACUGGAGUUUGAUUGCUCGUGGAAUUGCUGGAAGAUCGGGAAAGUCGUGCCGGUUGCGAUGGUGUAAUCAACUUGAUCCUUCUGUUAAACGGAAACCCUUUACUGAUGAGGAAGACCGGAUCAUAGUUGCUGCUCAUGCAAUCCAUGGAAACAAAUGGGCAGCCAUUGCUAGGCUUCUGCCAGGAAGAACAGAUAAUGCCAUUAAGAACCACUGGAAUUCUACUCUGAGGCGUCGGGGAAUUGGGGGAGUUGAACAUGAUAAUACUAAGUUAGAAUCUGGUAACAUGGGGGGAAAUAUUAGCUUGGAGAAAGCCAAAGCAUCAUCUGAAGAAACUCUAUCAUGUGGAGAUGUUAAUUCUUUGAAAUCCUCAGAAGGAAGAGAUGUUAGUUCUAUGGAGAAUGUGGAUGAUAAAAAUGAAGACAAAGCAAGGACUGAUGUUCAAUUAUACCAUGAAGUCAGGGAUCCACCAACCCUUUUUAAACCAGUAGCACGUGUAAGUGCUUUUAACGCGUAUAACGCUUUCAAUGGUUCACAGCCUUCAACAUCAGUUCCAAGACCUGUUCCAAUGCAAGGACCUAUUUUACAUUCACCAAAAUCAGAUGUGGAAAUUUGUAAAAUGCUUAACGGAACUAUUGUCGACCGUUCAGUGCCUAAUCAGUGUGGUCAUGGAUGCUGUUCAUCUCUAAAUGGUAACAGCUCCAAAAGCUCUUUGUUGGGACCAGACUUCAUUGAAUAUUCAGAACCUCAAUCUUUCACUAGUUUUGAGUUGGCUGCAAUAGCUACAGACAUUAGUAACCUUGCUUGGCUUAAAAGUGGAUUGGAGAACAGUAGUGUCAAAAUGAUGGGUGAUACUGCCGGCAGGGUUAAUAUCUAAUGGAUCAUGAUUACAUACCGGCCAUGGUAAUGCCAAAAAAAUUACAAAUCUUAAUGGGACUAGAUGGAUGUGCAUAAAGACUAUACUGAUGUCAACCUUAGUAGCAAACAAAUUCGUAGGGAUUGAAGAAUCGUUGUAAUAAUGAAUAUGAAUUCGGGCAUUGACUGAGUAGUGAUUAGAACUUAUAUAAUUGCUCCCUCCAUAAUUAUAAGACUCGUUUGGAACAUUUGUCCGUCUCUAAAUACAAGUCUUUUAGCAAAUUUAUAA
This is a messenger RNA of Medicago truncatula (barrel medic), 1442 nucleotides long. Its product is annotated as transcription factor MYB1. The transcript is spliced from 2 exons. NCBI's taxonomy places the organism in Eukaryota, Viridiplantae, Streptophyta, Magnoliopsida, Fabales, Fabaceae. Bases 123 to 1175 code for a protein of 350 amino acids. Gene Ontology annotation, cellular component: nucleus. Gene Ontology annotation, molecular function: RNA polymerase II cis-regulatory region sequence-specific DNA binding; DNA-binding transcription factor activity, RNA polymerase II-specific. The record is from RefSeq and is a predicted model, not a curated record. Gene Ontology annotation, biological process: regulation of DNA-templated transcription.